Molecule: messenger RNA, 2142 nt
Organism: Cotesia congregata
Lineage: Eukaryota; Metazoa; Arthropoda; Insecta; Hymenoptera; Braconidae
Source: the annotation of a GenBank genome assembly
CGAGUGGCCAUGGAAUCCACACGCAUCGCUUUUACUUGCUGCUACUUGUUGUUUGUUGCAACGAUUUCUGCUGAAACUUGUGAAAAGUCAAAAUGUCCAGGUCCUAUUGGAUAUUACGAAGCUUUAAGUUGUACUCCUGUCUAUCAUUCCCCAGAAGAUUGUUGUCCAUACAAAUACAAUUGCGAUGAUUUGUACAGUAGGUCUCGAGAAAAGUGUUACAUUAAUGGGGGUAAGGAAUAUAAAAUUGGAGAAAUGUUGAAAGAGGAAGAUAGUAAUCCUUGCGAUAUUGGAUGUGUCUGUCGUAACGGUGUGGAUAAUGUUGCGGUAUUUAAUUGCGCCAUAGUAGAUUGUUUUCACGGACCUAUAAAACCCGGCUAUCCAUUAGACCCAGACAAAAAUUGUGUCUGCCAAGAAGGAUAUGCUGGAGAAAACGUAGAGCCUUUUUGUGUAAAACCAAAACAUCCUUACUGUAGUCCAGAAAUGCGUCAUGCCUCAGAUAUUCAUAAUCAUUGUGCUCCAGUUUAUUAUAGCACUCAAUCACCCCAAACUUCUUGCAGCGUUUUUUCUCGAUGCCAAAAUUCAAAAGAUGAAGUUAUUAAAAAUGAAGCUAGCACAUCCGAUUCAGAUAUGACUUGUACAUUCGGUAACUUUACAAUGAAUGCCGGAGAUGAGCUCAAUCAAGCAACUGAUUACAGCUCUGUGUGCGUCAAAUGUGUCUGUGAAGUGGGUCCACUUCCAACUUGCCAACGCUUACCUGACGAAGAAUGCGAUAUUUCUUCUAUUAAUUCACAAAUAAUCAUGGAAUUAACACGUACUUUAUUAACUUCCUUCUUUUCGUUACUUAUAUUAGAGAUUUUAGCUGAUGAAGAUUGUGACAAAUCAAAGUGUCCAGGUCCAAUAAAAUACUAUAAAGAUAUAAAAUGUAAACCAGUUUAUAACUCACCCGAAGAUUGUUGUCCUUAUAAAUAUAAUUGCGAUCAUUUGCAAGCAAGAUCUCCCAAAAAAUGUUACAUAAACAACCAUGAAUAUGAAAUCGGAGAUCGUUUGAGAAAUGAAGACGCAGAUCCUUGCAGUAAAGGAUGUUUUUGUUCGGACCGAAGAGACAUAGCGACUUUUACUUGCGCAAUAGUAGAUUGCUUCACCGGACAUUCAUCAAAUCCCAACUGCUAUCGUCGUCGCCAAGCAAAUCGAUGUUGUCCAGGCGAAGAAGUUUGCCCUGAAAAAGCGGAAGAUAUACCGACCUGUGAAGUAGACGGAAAAAUUUAUAAAGACGGGGAAUAUUUCAAGCCAGCUUCUGAACCCCACAAAAAUUGUUAUUGUGGUCCAGGAUACAUAGGAGAAAAUGUCGAGCCUUUCUGCAUAACUCCGGUAGAUAUUUGUCGGACUGAGCUUAAAUACGCUCAUAAUAUUAUCAGCAAUUGCACGAUGGCAUUGACGCGGAGUUUCUUUUUUGGUAUCUUGUGUUUGUCUUUGACUAUUCCCAGCUUAAUAGCCGAUGAAGAAUGCGAUGCGUCAAAAUGUCCGGGACCGCUUAAGUACUACGAAGACGUAAAGUGUAAGCCAGUUUACAAAACUCCAGACAGUUGUUGUCCUUAUAAGUUCGACUGUGAUCAUUUGAAAGAAAGAUCUAAAGAGACGUGUAUGCCGGAAGAUAUACCCACGUGUCAAAUCGAUGGCAAAAUUUAUAAAGAUGGAGAAUACUUUAAACCAACUGCAGAACCUAAUAAAAAUUGUUACUGUGCUCCUGGCUACACCGGGGAAAAUAUUGAGCCUUUCUGCAAAAUAGCAACAAAUGUAUGUGGAGCGGAAUUGUAUCAUGCAUAUGAAAUUCAUAAUGAUUGUGUACCUGUUUAUUAUAAUUCUCAAUCACCACAAAGUUCAUGCAGCUUUGCUUACAGAUGCCAAAAUAAACAUGAUUCAGUUAUUAAACGACUGAAGACUCUAGAAGAUCUUGAAAAUACACAAAUGGAUUCCACUUGUAAAUUUGGUGAUUUAACAAUGCAAUACGGAGAUGAACUCAUUCAGUCAACAGAUUACAGUUCCGUUUGCGUCAAAUGCGUCUGUGAAGUCGGUCCAGUUCCAACUUGUCAACGUUUACCUGACAGCGAAUGUGAUGUGACGAAGCAUCCACCUUUUAACGUU